CUUUAUUUUAAGGAUACAUUUUAAAUUUGUACAUUUCAUUUAGCAACGGUGCGGAUUGUAUAGUGGUAUGCAUACAAGUAAGAAAACUAAUGCAAACAUAUCAUCACGUAUCAUCGGCUCAUUGCUUUGUUUACUGAUCACCUUGUUCGGUGCAGCUUUAACCGGUUUUAUAGGUCAUAUACUUAUUGCUUUUGAAUAUAUCAGUGAAAUAUUUGGAAGAUAUGUAUUAUUUGGUGGAAUUUAUGUUAUACUAACAUGUGGCUUGUUCACUGUAUUGAUUGGUCUGCUUGGGUUUUUCAGUUUCAUACAUCCAAAUCGAUGUACAUCUAUCACGACUUGUGUUGGUCUAGUUAUUCUCAUUAUUACUACUACUUGCAUAUCGGUGAUUGUUUAUAUGUAUCCUAAAACUAUGACAAAUUUGAUAUAUUACCGAAUGAUCAAAACAUUUCCAAAUUACGGCCAAAAUAUGCAAAUAACUAAUGCAUGGAUAUUAUGCAAAAUUAUAAUCAAACUGUUUGGUACAAAUUAA
Molecule: messenger RNA, 529 nt
Organism: Schistosoma mattheei
Lineage: Eukaryota; Metazoa; Platyhelminthes; Trematoda; Strigeidida; Schistosomatidae
Source: the annotation of a GenBank genome assembly